AUGACACCCCUCUCCAAUGAUCCAACAACGGAGCCGCUUGUCUUGAGUCUCAAAGAAGUUGACAUUCCCUUCCCCGCCCUCCAAGAAAAUAACCCCAACGUUGGCCGCUUUACCGCUAGCUUCAUCGUCUUCCGUCAAACAACCAACUCAGCCAAGCCACAAGUUCUCCUAAUCCAGCGAGGACAUGAUGGCUCAUGGGGCGGAAGCUGGGAGGUACCUGGUGGAGGAUAUGAGCCUGGAAAAGAUAACACUAUUAUGCAAACUGCGCUUCGUGAGACCAAGGAGGAGGCGGGGGUGCAUAUCUCACCUGGCGCCGUCUUGCCACUCGUGUACAGAACGGCGUUUUGGCACAAAGAGUCGUGGAUAGCUAGUUACACUUUCAUUGCAGAGGUUGCGGAGGAAGUGCAGAUUACUAUAUCGGAUGAACAUCUUGACUGGGGCUUUUUCGAUGAGAAUGAUAUUCAGGGUUUUGGUGUUUAUCAGAAAGGGGAGGAUCAAGAGGGGCAUGUGAUGCUUGCGAGGAAGAAGGGAAUUCUUCGUCAUUUUUUUACGAACAGAGAGAGUCUGAGAAAUGGCGAUGUGGAUAUGCAGGGCCAUAUCGAGGAGUAA
Messenger RNA from Penicillium pulvis, 609 nucleotides. RefSeq names its product NUDIX hydrolase. The transcript has a single exon. Lineage: Eukaryota; Fungi; Ascomycota; Eurotiomycetes; Eurotiales; Aspergillaceae. The coding region runs from base 1 to 609 and encodes 202 amino acids. The record is from RefSeq and is a predicted model, not a curated record.